This is a messenger RNA of Danaus chrysippus (African queen), 1713 nucleotides long. The record is from the annotation of a GenBank genome assembly. Lineage: Eukaryota; Metazoa; Arthropoda; Insecta; Lepidoptera; Nymphalidae.
AUGGCUAGCUUAGAUACAAGGAUAGACCUAGGAGGUCAACAAAAUUCCUGGAAUGGAUCUGAUGGCUCCUUAAAACAUUCCGAACACUUGAUUUCACAUAGGAAAAUAGUUAGGAGAUGGAAUCAACUUUCCAGAUUGCAGAGGUCCCUAGUAUACGUGGUUAUAUUGAUUCUAAUUACCAUAGUUGUAUUAUUAUGUACCUCAAAAACGUCUCAAGUAAUAAAUAGAGAAAAACUUACAGUAGAAAAGGAGUUGUCAAACGCUUCAUCACUUGUAACCGAUCCUCCACCAAAUGCGGAGCCUCUGAAAAAAAUUAAUAUCGACAGUGAGAUUAUACAAAAGCCAUUAUUCACAGGUCCGGGUAACGCUCGUCAGUAUGCAGUAGUUGAAUCAUUCAAGCACGCAUGGAAAGGCUAUAAGGAACACGCUUGGGGUCAUGACAACUUAAAACCAGUCUCCGGCAUGGCGUUUGAUUGGUUUUCACUGGGUCUGACCAUAGUAGAUGGAUUAGACACGGCUUACAUAAUGGGACUUAAUGAAGAAUUCCAAGAAGGCAAGGAGUGGAUUAAUAACGAGCUGAUAUUCACAAAACAGAAGGACGUUAAUUUCUUUGAAGUGACCAUUAGGGUGCUGGGUGCUCUAUUAACUAAUUAUCACUUUACAGAAGAUAAAAUGUUUUUAAAUAAAGCGAAGGAUCUCGGUGAGCGUCUGAUGUCAGCGUUCUCGUCUCCGUCCGGGAUCCCUUACUCGGACGUGAACCUCGGCUCCCGGACGGCUCACGCUCCUGAGUGGGCUCACUACAGCACCACCGCUGAGGCCACCACCAUACAACUAGAGUUCAGGGAGCUAUCUAGAUCAUCAAACAAUCCCGUAUUCGAGGAUGCUGCAGCUGCGGUGUCUGAAAAGAUUCAUCAACUGCCAAAAAAGCACGGUCUGGUGCCGAUCUUUAUCAACCCUAACACUGGUCAGUUUGCACCUCACGCCACCAUCACAUUGGGGGCACGUGGAGACAGCUAUUACGAAUAUCUACUGAAGCAAUGGCUUCAAACAGGAAAGACUAUAACUUAUCUGGUGGAUGAUUACAUGACUGCUAUAGAGGGCGUCAGAGAAUACCUCGCUAAACGUUCAUCGCCAAACAAAAGAUUAUUUAUCGGCGAAUUAUCCUCUGGUUCUGAGGCGUUCAAUCCCAAAAUGGACCAUUUAACAUGUUUCCUCCCUGGUACAUUGGCGCUGGGUCAUAUGAACGGCCUACCAGACUGGCACAUGACUAUGGCCGAAGAGUUACUUUACACCUGCUACCUGACUUACGCUGCCCACCCUACGUUCCUAGCCCCGGAGAUCACCCAUUUUAAUAUGGUGAGUACAACAGAGGAUAUGUACACAAAGACAGCUGAUGCUCAUAAUCUACUGAGGCCUGAAUUCGUUGAAAGCUUGUGGUAUAUGUAUCAAAUAACUGGCAACACCACAUAUCAAGACUGGGGAUGGCAGAUAUAUCAGAGUUUCGAGAAAUACGCGAAAGUACCCAAUGGAUACACAUCCCUCAACAAUGUGAAAUCUGAAAAACCGGUACUAAGGGACAUGAUGGAAUCAUUUUUCCUUUCAGAAACACUCAAAUAUCUCUACCUUCUGUUUAGUGACGAUAGAUUUAUUAUAGAUUUGAAUAAAUACGUCAUCAAUUCUGAAGCACAUCCAUUGCCAAUACACAAAAAUUAG